Molecule: messenger RNA, 1056 nt
Organism: Saprolegnia parasitica CBS 223.65
Lineage: Eukaryota; Oomycota; Saprolegniomycetes; Saprolegniales; Saprolegniaceae
Exons: 1
Coding region: 15-1019 (334 amino acids)
Source: RefSeq, a predicted model, not a curated record
UGGCAUCGGUUGGCAUGGCCGUGACGUUUGAGGGGUAUGACCUGGCGUCAGGCCGCUUGACGCUAUGCCACCGCGACGGCGAGGACUCGGCGCUGCUGACGCGGACGCUGCCCGACAUCCAGCACAUCGACCGGACGCUGCACCGCUUGCUCAAAGGAUCUGCCCAUGAGCGCCUCCCAAUGCGCCGCCUGAAGAAGCUCCUCGCAUCGUCCUGGUCGCUCAACGACGUCGCCGUUGGCAAGAAGCCCGAGCUCGCAAAAGCGCUCUCGGUCUGCAACAAGUGGCUUGCAACUCUUCUGAAGCAGCUACCUGCGAACGAGGCCCACGCGUUCUUGGACGAAGCUGCGUACGCCGAGCGCACGGCAGCCACGUCGGCGCGGCUGCUCGCCCAAAAGGCCGCGAAGGACCACGGGCAGUUCUUCUCGUCGGCGUCGUCGAUAGCCCAAGCCAUGGCGGGCCUCGAAGCGCUGUUUACGCCCACCGAGCUCUCGGCGAGCGUCUUCUUGGAGCCAUCGUGCGGCGACGGCCGCUUCUUCUCCUCCAUUCAGCGGGUCGGCGGCAAGGACGUUCGGGCGUUCGAGAUCGACCCUCUCGUGGCGGCCAGUGCCUCGCAGCAAGCAGCAUCGCUGGGCCUGGGCGACAUUGUAUCGGUCGGCGACUUUCUCCGUUCCGCGACCCAUCUCCCAGCGUCGGCCCGCGUCCUUGCCGUCGGAAACCCGCCGUUCUCGGCCAAAGACACGGACGCGGACGACGAUCUUGUGCUGGCGUUUCUGCGGCACUGCGCGCUCGAGUGGCGCGCCACCGCGAUCGCAUUCAUCUUGCCCGAGCGCUGCCACAAGCCUGCGUACAAUGCGCGCGUUCUUGAGGUGCUGGCAACCUCGGCGCCUUACCAGCUCGCGCACGCCAAGCCCUUGCCCGACAGCGCGUUCGACUUUGUCGGUGCCAAGCGGAUCCAAAAGCCAAGCGUCAUUCACAUCUACACUCGCUUGUCGUCUCUGAAUUCUCGGACCGAGCCAUGAUGCGAUCGUCAUGGCCACAUUUCUCUUCCAACGGCAG